Opisthocomus hoazin is the source of this 4281-nucleotide messenger RNA. The record is from RefSeq and is a predicted model, not a curated record. NCBI's taxonomy places the organism in Eukaryota, Metazoa, Chordata, Aves, Opisthocomiformes, Opisthocomidae.
AUGAUGUGUGAUGCUGUGGUCCCCUGGCUGGGGGAGGAACACGAUGAAGCUUCCGUGGGCUCCAUCCUAGGGGAAAGCCAGAGAUUCCCUGAUGGUAGCUACGUCGCCCUCUCGCUGGGUGUUGUGAAGGAAUCUCUCUCACCCGGGCAAGACCUCGUCAUAGCUACCUUUGGUCUCUACUUCCCCAGGAAAGAGUACUCGGAGAAUGUCUACAUGGAUCAGCCAGCAGGUACCCCGCUCCUGCGCAUCCACGCCUUGAGAGAUUCGCAUGGGGAGGUGGCCCGCUUUCAUCUGUGCCAGAAUCUCAUCAUUUCUCGAGCAAGAUCCCUUGCAAAUAAUUGGUUUCAAAUCAGAGAGAAAACAGGGCUUCUCUACCUCAGCAAAAGCCUGGAUAGAGAAGACUUUAACAUGCUGCCUGUAGGAAACUGGAUACCAUUAUCAAAGGUGGUGCUGUAUGUCUUCCUUUCAUCCCACCCUUUCCAAGAGAAGGAAUGCGACUCUGCGAUGCGCACCACUGUUUUCCUCUCCUUGAUCAAUGCUACUGCACCAGCUUGCGGUUCCCUGACAGCAAGGCAGCUUUGCUUCACAGAAAUGGAUCUCUCCUUUCACAUCAAGGAGAAUAAACCACCUGGCACAUUUCAUCAGCUCCAGUUACCCUCAGUUCAUCAUCUGUGUCAGAAUCUCAGCAUUUCCUACAAACUGCUGUCAGCUGAAGGCGUGCCCUUCCGAUACAAUGAGAACACCACUGGCGUGAGUGUGACGCAGCGCCUGGAUCGGGAGGAGAGAGAGCGAUACGAGCUGAUUGCCAAAUGCACCGUGAGAGAGGGCUUCAGGGAAAUGCAGGUGGAGGUGCCUUUCCUGGUGAAUGUAUUGGACGAGGAUGACUCUCCUCCCUUCCUUCCCAAUGGCACCGAUACCGCAGACGCUGUCGUGGAUUUCCAGCGUCAGGCUGGAACUGUCCUUGCAACGCUAACUGUAUACGAUGCAGACACCACACCUAUUUAUCCCCUUGAAAGCAGCAGAAAGAAAUACACAGGAACCAUCGUUACUGAUGAUCCCUGGAUAAGUGAAACGUUUCGGGUAGAGCACAUCUUCAAUGAAAUCCACUUCAGCCCAAAUGGCAGCCAAGUGAGGGGAACUCAACACGAGUACAAACUGGUACUGAAUAAAAGCAUUUCAGUCACAGAGCAUCGUUCCUUCCAGUUGGAUGUUUUGGUGAACGACACAGAAUUUCACGGCCCAGAAAGAUCGGUGAUGCUUCACUUCAAUGUCUCCAUCCUCCCUGUCAGCAUUCAGUUUCCAAACAUGACUUACCAGUUCACAGUGAACAGAAAUGCUGAACGUUUUGCACAAAUAGGAAAAAUCUGCAUUGAAAACUGUAUGAAGUUCCAUGGCGUGAACAUCAGCUACAAGUUACUGUCCCCCAGUGCAAGCUGCUAUCCUGUCAGCAUACUUCAAGGGCGAGAAGACAAAUGGGGCAGCCUUUAUGUGAAUGAUUCCUCUGUGCUACGCAUCCCCGAAUGUAAGGAAAUACAAUACACUGUUCAAGCUACAGACAGACAGAGCAGGAAACAUGCAAAAACCCUCCUCACUAUUGUACUGGAAGGAACUCUUUUAAAAAAAGAGGAGGACUGCCCGGACUCUUGUGCCGUAAGUAAGCACCAUGCUGAAUGUGAAGAGUGCGGUGGCCUGGGAGUGCUGACGGGAAGGUGCCAGUGGAGACAGGGGAGUGGAAAAGGGAUCACCACAAACUAUUCCACAUGCACCCCGAGUAUCAAGACCUGUCCCGAUGGCACCUGCGAUGUGGUUGAGAGCAAAGACCCGGCUGUGUGCCCCCAAGACUGCACAAGCGGAAACAUUAUUGGUGGUCAUGGGAAAGGCAUUGGAAAUCUUGGAAUUAAGUCAGGACAUGGGAUUUGUUACUGCUUCCCAAGACAGAACUGUUAUUGUGAGAAAGAUGAUAUCAAGGAGCAACUGUGUGAUGAGGUGUGCAAGACGGUGAUAGCAGGGGCAGUGCUGCUGUCCUUCAUCAUCUCCGUGCUGCUUUCUUCCUAUUUCAUCCAUCGUUACCACAAGAAUUCUCCAAAGCCACCUAUUGCGUCUGCAGAAAUGACGUUCCGGCGCCCAGCCCAGUCCUACCCCAUCAGUUAUUCUUCCACUAACGUCCGCCGGCCUUCUUUAGAUUCCAUGGAGAACCAGGUGUCCGUAGACACCUUUAAAAUACCAGAAGAUCCAAAGUGGGAAUUCCCUCGGAAGAACCUGGUUCUGGGCAAGACUCUUGGAGAAGGAGAAUUUGGAAAGGUCGUCAAGGCAACAGCAUUCCGACUCAAGGGAAGAGCUGGCUAUACCACUGUGGCAGUGAAAAUGCUAAAAGAAAAUGCUUCCCAGAGUGAGCUGCGAGAUCUACUUUCCGAGUUCAACCUUUUGAAACAGGUGAACCAUCCGCACGUCAUCAAACUUCAUGGAGCCUGCAGUCAAGAUGGCCCGCUGUAUUUAAUUGUGGAAUACGCUAAAUAUGGCUCCUUGCGCAGUUUUCUCAGGGAAAGUCGAAAAGUAGGACCAAGCUACGUGGGUAGUGAUGGCAACAGAAAUUCCAGUUACUUGGAUAACCCUGAUGAGAGAGCCUUAACAAUGGGAGAUCUGAUCUCAUUUGCAUGGCAGAUAUCCCGAGGAAUGCAGUACCUUGCAGAAAUGAAGCUCGUCCAUCGUGAUUUAGCAGCCAGAAACGUAUUGGUGGCAGAAGGACGCAAAAUGAAGAUUUCUGAUUUUGGCCUCUCCCGUGACGUAUAUGAAGAAGAUUCAUAUGUCAAGAGGAGCAAGGGUCGGAUACCUGUUAAAUGGAUGGCCAUAGAGUCCCUGUUUGAUCAUAUCUAUACAACACAAAGUGAUGUAUGGUCAUUUGGAGUUCUGCUAUGGGAGAUUGUAACUUUGGGAGGCAAUCCCUACCCAGGUAUUGCUCCUGAAAGACUCUUUAACCUCCUAAAAACAGGCUAUAGAAUGGAGAGACCAGAAAACUGCAGUGAAGAAAUGUACAACCUGAUGCUGCGCUGUUGGAAGCAAGAACCUGAUAAAAGACCAACAUUUGCUGAGAUCAGCAAGGAACUAGAGAAAAUGAUGGUGAAGAGUAGGGACUACUUAGAUCUUGCGGCUUCCACGCCUUCCGAUUCCUUGCUUUAUGACGAUGGGCUCUCAGAAGAGGAAACGCCACUCGUGGACUGUAAUAAUGCUCCCCUCCCUCGAACCCUCCCUUCCACAUGGAUUGAAAACAAACUCUAUGGCAUGUCAUACCCGAACUGGCCUGAGGAGAGCCCCGUUCCACUCACAAGAUUCGAUGGUACUAACUCUGUGUUUUCAAGAUAUGCAAAUGAUAGUGUAUAUGCUAACUGGAUGGUUUCACACUCAGCGGCAAAAUUUAUGGACAAGUUUGAUAGCUAAAAUUUUCUUUGCAAAAGGUAAUGGACUCCUGAGGGGAACAAAGAUGCAAAGAAUGGAAAGUCCAUUGGCUCAUUCUUUGUACAAUCAACAACUAACUUUUAAAUUGGCAAACCCUUUUACUGGUAGUUUCUAAAGUGUGUUAUUCAUGCUGAAGACUAUAAUUGGUGAUUUCCCCUUUCAGAAAACAUAUCAAGCUGGGUAAGAGUUGUAGUUCCAGUACUUCUUUCUAGAUUGCCAUUCUGCAUAUGGUUCCAUUUGGCAACUUCUUAGUGCAAAUGGCCCCGCACUUCAUCCUCGCUGUUUUUUAGACUAAACGUCCUGUGUUACAGCUUUCUUGGAUGGGAAAAUGUACUCGAACUGCUACUUUUAUAGUGGCUGUUAGCACAUGACCGCUUGACCUAAGCAGGAAGCACAAACAAUAUAUGGAAGGGAGGGGGGAAGCAGGCUCCCAAAUUACUGAGCUUUCUAGCAAACGAGAAGUGUUACGAUGAUGUUGGCACUAACAAAGCCUGCAUCUUGGUUUGGAAGCAAACAUGAAGUAACUCAAUAGAGGACUUGAGAUUCAACAUUUGAAGUCUUGUAAAUGUAUUGUCUUGUCUUAAUGAGAAGAGAGUUUGUUUUAUUAGUCUUAACUUCUCUUACCUUUAGCACAAUGGAGAUAAAUUUGAUACAAGCUAAGCUGUAUAGACUGAUGGCAAUCAAGAGUGUUCAUCUGACACAAUUUACUUUUCAUCACCUACAACUUACUAACAUUAGAACGUACAAUCUUGUACAAUCAUAAUUCCUCUUAUGAGUUCAAAAUAGACUGUACGGGAUUUUUAGAUUGAAUUCAAGUAAAGAGAUUUU